This is a messenger RNA of Didymodactylos carnosus, 1254 nucleotides long. The record is from the annotation of a GenBank genome assembly. Lineage: Eukaryota; Metazoa; Rotifera; Eurotatoria; Philodinida; Philodinidae.
AUGGCAAAUAUACAAUUGAUCACAAAUGCAUCUGCUUUAUCUUAUAUUGAAAAAGAUGUUGAUAAAGCUAUUGAAUCAGUACUAGAAUUUUAUGAUACAACAAACUCAAAUAUUGAUUCGGUAAUCGUACAGUUACAACAGGUAAUUAGUGAUGUCAAAGAAACAUGUGAAAAUCAAAAAUAUGCAACAGCACAACCACCAAACACAAAUGAAAUCGUUACAAAUGGUCUUCGAAAUAUGAUAACAACAACACAAUGUGUCACUAAAAUGAAACAGUCAACAAAAUAUUACAGUGAUAAACAUAAAGAUUUACAUGCUUGUAUAUCAAAAAUAGGUAAAACAGCUGAUAAAUGUUUUCAAUCUGAUUUUGGUAAUGUGCCAAUUGUUGAUAUAUUCGAUACAACAGAUAAAUUAAAAUAUAUUCAUAUGAUUAUUUGUGAAGAUUUAUAUCGACAAGGACGUAUUUCAAUAGCUAAAAAGUUGAUUGAAGAAACCAAACUGAAUGAUAAUGAACUAUUCAAUAUUGAACAAACAAUUCUAGAAGAAAUUAAUUAUAUUCUAGAAAAUAUACGGGAAAAAAAUUUACAACCUGCUCUCGACUGGUGCAAGCGUAAUCGUGAACAAUUAUUAAAAACAAACAGUCUUCUUGAAUUCCAUUUACAUAAAAUGAGAUUUUUACAAUUAUUAAUUGAACAAAAUUAUGAUGAUGCUAAAAUGUAUAUGUGGAAUUUUAGCCAAUAUAUUCAAAUGAAUAGUGAAUGUGAAAAAGUUGUCAAAGAAUUGAUGGGAGCAUUUGUGUUUUCACAACGUGAUCUAUCAAAAUCACCGUAUAAAUAUUUAUUGGAACCACAUCUUUGGUUACAAUUAUCAGAUUUAUUUGUGAAACAAGCAUUUCAACAAAUGGGCUUAUCUCAAGAUAGUCCAUUGUAUGUUGUCAUGAAAACUGGAUUUAGUGCAUUGCCAGCUUUGAUGAGUAUCGUGAAUGCAAUGCAAAAUACUCAAGUCUGUCAUAUAUUAUCGAAAGAUGAAUUACCAAUUGAAGUUGAUGUUGGUCAAGAUCAUCGUUAUCAUAGCGUAUUUGCUUGUCCGAUAUUAAGACAGCAAACAACUGAUCUAAAUCCACCAAUGAAAUUAGUUUGUGGGCAUGUCAUAUCAAGAGAUGCGCUAGUAAAAUUAACCACACAGACAAAAUUAAAAUGUCCAUAUUGUCCGAUGGAACAAAAUCUGAGCGAUGCACGACGAUUAUUUUUUUGA